AACAUGGGAACUGCAAACCAGACAGCUGAUUCUGAAUUCCUUCUCCUGGGGCUCACAGAUGACCCAGCCCUACAGCCCCUCCUCUUCUGCCUGUUCCUGUCCAUCUACCUGGUCACCGUCCUGGGAAACCUGAUCAUCAUGCUGGCUGUCAGCUCCGACGCCCGCCUCCACACACCCAUGUACUUCUUCCUCUGCAGCCUCUCCUUCACCGACAUCUGUUUUGGCACCACCACCAUCCCCAAGAUGCUGGUGAACCUGCAGACGCGGGACCGCAGCAUCACGUACGCGGGCUGCCUCACUCAGGCCUGUGUUGUCUUGCUUUUUGCCGGCCUGGAAAACUGUCUGCUCGCAGCCAUGGCCUAUGACCGCUAUGUGGCCAUCUGUCAGCCGCUGAGCUACACGCUGGUCAUGAACCCCCGCCUGUGUGUCCAGCUCCUUCUGCUCUCGCUGUGCGUCAGCCUCGCCAACGCCCUCCUGCUCAGCCUGACGGCGCUGCGGCUGGCCUUCUGCACACACCUGGAGAUCCCGCUCUUCUUCUGUGAACUUGCCCAGGUCAUCGAGCUCGCCUGCUCUGACCCCUUCGUCAACAACCUCCUGGUCUACGUCGCAGCUUGCGUGUUUGGUGGCGUGCCUCUCGCCGGGAUCAUCUUCUCCUACACUCAGAUAGUCUCCUUGGUUUGGAGAAUGCCAUCUGCGAGGGGAAGGCACAAAGCCUUUUCCACCUGUGGGGCGCACCUGUCGGUGGUCUCCUUGUUCUAUGGAACGGGCUUGGGGGUGUACAUCAGUUCUGCGGUGACCGACUCCCCUGGGAAGAGCGCAGUAGCCUCGGUGAUGUACUCUGUGGUCCCUCAAAUGGUGAACCCCUUUGUCUACAGCCUGAGGAAUGAGGACAUGAAGGCAGCCUUGAGGAGCCUCACCCAGCGGCGGCCUGCCCUUCUGUGA
Lepus europaeus (European hare) is the source of this 942-nucleotide messenger RNA. Its product is annotated as olfactory receptor 7G2-like. The record is from RefSeq and is a predicted model, not a curated record. Gene Ontology annotation, biological process: G protein-coupled receptor signaling pathway. The transcript has a single exon. The coding region runs from base 4 to 942 and encodes 312 amino acids. NCBI's taxonomy places the organism in Eukaryota, Metazoa, Chordata, Mammalia, Lagomorpha, Leporidae. Gene Ontology annotation, molecular function: G protein-coupled receptor activity; olfactory receptor activity. Gene Ontology annotation, cellular component: membrane.